Verticillium alfalfae VaMs.102 is the source of this 1134-nucleotide messenger RNA. Its product is annotated as chitinase 18-4. Bases 1 to 1134 code for a protein of 377 amino acids. Lineage: Eukaryota; Fungi; Ascomycota; Sordariomycetes; Glomerellales; Plectosphaerellaceae. Gene Ontology annotation, molecular function: chitin binding; chitinase activity. Gene Ontology annotation, biological process: chitin catabolic process; carbohydrate metabolic process. The transcript is spliced from 4 exons. Gene Ontology annotation, cellular component: extracellular region. The record is from RefSeq and is a predicted model, not a curated record.
AUGGCUGCAGCUAGCACAUCCCAUUCGCCAGAGCGCUGCAUCAUGUAUUUGACUGGUCAACACGAUGUCGUCCCCAGCAAGGAUCUGCUGACUGAAGUCACGCAUGUUGCAUUGGCCUUUAUGCGCUCUGAAGUCUUCAAUGCCGAAGACGUACCAAGCGAGUGGCCGCUCUUUACUACUGUCGACAAGGCACGGUCUCAGUUCCUCCCAGGCACCAAGAUCAUGGUCGCCAUAGGCGGGUGGGGUGACACGGCCGGCUUUGAAGAGGCGGCGAUUGAUGAGCGGUCCAGGAAGCGCUGGGCUCGCAACGUGGCUGCCAUGGUUGAGGCAACCGGUGCAGACGGCGUCGAUGUUGAUUGGGAGUAUCCAGGCGGCAACGGCGAAGACUACAAGCAGGUGCCCAACUCGGAGAAGGAAUGGCAGAUCGAAGCCUUCCCUCUCCUGCUGGAAGAACUUCGCAGCGCCCUCGGCACACAGCAGCUCAUCUCUGCGGCCGUACCGGGACUCGAGCGUGACCUCAUGGCCUUCACACCCACGACGACACCCCGCAUCGCGGAGCUGCUGGACUUUAUCAACGUCAUGACGUAUGACCUGAUGAACCGCCGAGACACCAUUACGAAACACCACACUGGAGUCAGGCUGUCGUUGGCCGCCAUUGACGCAUACAUUGCCCGCGGUGCGCCGGCCGAAAAGCUCAACCUGGGAUUCGCCUUCUACGUGAAAUGGUUCAAGACAACGCCGUGUCCGGACCCUGAGAACACGGUUGGAUGCCCCACGCUGCUACUCGAGGAUCCGGAGACGGGCGCUGACCUCGGCCGAACCGGCGGGUUCAGCUGGCAUGAUCCCAUUCCGGAGGGCGAGGCCUCGUCUUUCGAGAGAGCGAAGAGCGAGGGCAAAUACGAUGAGAAGGACGGCGGGUACUACUACUGGGACGAGGGCGAGGCUCGCUGGUGGACCUUUGAUGAUCGGGACGCCAUCCUGCGCAAGUUCCCGCUGAUUGUCGACCAGCGGCGUCUCGGCGGCGUGUUUGCGUGGGGGCUUGGGGAAGAUGCGCCUGCGUUCGAACAUCUCGACGCCGUCAACGAGGGGCUCCGGCACUCGCGAAGGGAAGCGCAGUUUCACGGUGAGUUGUGA